AGGGGAGAGUUCUGGGUUUUUCUCAGAACAAUUUGUUUGGAAAGGUAGAAAAGAGGAAUCAGUGAAUUAAUUUCAUAAUUUGGUAGUAAAUAAAAUUGUUACAAAAGUUAAUUUGGGAUUGUGAAGUAGAGUAGUGGUGCAUGUUUUCACCAGGAUUUCUAUGGCAACAAUAAUAGAAGAAUAAUAAAAUAAUUCAAAGGAGGAAGAAGAUGAUGAAGCUGCAUGCUCAAAGCUUCUUCACCUUCUUCUUCUUCUUCUUCUUCUCAAUCUUACUUUUUUAGCUUUCUUAUUGAAUUUUAAUGGCAACUUCUCACCCUCAGCACCGCUGCGUCUUUGUUGGGAAUAUACCUUAUGAUGCAACUGAAGAACAGCUGAAAGAAAUUUGUGAGGAGGUGGGCCCUGUUGUUUCCUUCAGAUUAGUAAUUGAUAGAGAAACUGGGAAACCAAAAGGUUACGGAUUUUGUGAGUAUAAGGAUGAGGAGACGGCUUUGAGUGCACGCCGGAAUCUUCAGGGGUACGAGAUAAACGGACGACAAUUACGUGUUGAUUUUGCUGAAAAUGAUAAAAAUGCUGACAGGAAUCGCGAACAGGGCCGUGGUGGACCUGGAAUGGUUGCACAUGUUGAUAAUCAAAAACAGUUUGGGGGACCAGCAGUCCUCAAGGAUUCCAGUCUUCUUCAGCCAAUAGGUGUCUCUGUAGCUAUGACUGCUGCAAGUAUCAUGGCACAAGCUCUUGGUGCUGCUCAGACUGGUGGCAUGUCCAAUCAGAUUGGUAUACCUAGUCAGCCAACAUUGGGCAGUGAUCCUUUAACUUUGCAUCUGGCCAAAAUGUCAAGAAGCCAGCUAAUCGAGCUUAUGUCUGAGAUGAAGGCAAUGGCUACACAAAACAAGGAGCAAGCUCGUCAACUGUUACUUGCGUGCCCCCAUUUGCCUAAAGCAAUUUUACAGGCAGGGAUAAUGCUGGGAAUAGUACCACCACACAUGUUGCAGAUGCCCAACAUUAGGCAGGUGUCUGCUCCACCAUUGCAGCCUUUACUGCAAGAUGGUAUGCAGAAUCAACUAUUAACAACUCAAAAUGUUCCUGGGCUCCCCCCUCUUCCACAGAAUAAAGGGCAAUACAGUUUGUUGCCCACAGCACAAGAGGGUGCAAUUUCUGCUAGUCGUCCAAAUUCUAUGUUGAAUAACCAGCAUGCUUCGGUAACUCAGUUUCCUAUACAACCUCAAAUUCAGCUUCCACAGCCUAUGCAGAAUAAAGUUUUGCAGCAGAACCAAUUGCCUAUUCAGUCUGGAAAUCCAGCCCUUUCAUUGAUACGCCCUCAAUCUCAGGGCAAUUUCUCAUUUAGACCGCAAAUUCAGGCAGCAGCUUCCUCUUCUUUGAAGCAUCACGUGCAAACUCCUCCUCAGAUGCAACAUUUAGGGCAAGUUACAGCAGCUGCUACCGCAGCAUCUAUUCAAACUUCUCAAUCAAUACAGCCACCACUGCUGGAUCAAGGCUUUCAGCAUGGUUCUUCACUGUUAUCUGGCAUACAAGAUAGCAUUAAUAAAGAUCCACGCAGACAGGUUAUGAUUUCAAGAGUCAAUGACAGUCUAGAUCCAACAAAUCAGCCAUCAAAACUGGUUAGGUUAAAUGACGGAAGGCCUAUACCUUCGCCCACCGAUGAAAAUAUGGCAGCCUCUGCAUCUGGACCAUCUCAGACUUUUAGCAUGACUACAAACCAAGUUCCUAAAGUAGAAGAAGCUUCUGUAUCUGAAAAACAAGCUGCUCAGGUACAGCUUCCUCCUGAUGUGGAGACUGCUCUGCUACAGCAAGUGCUUCUUCUAACACCUGAGCAAGUAAGUUCACUGCCACCUGAUCAGCAGCAACAGGUCAUUCAACUCCAGCAGAUGCUUCGGCAGGCUUCAUAGUGAUUCAACUGAUGCAUAACGAGUCCCUACUCAAGGGCUUCCAUCCCUGUUUAAUUCAUAGGCCAGAGGGGCAUAACAACACGUAGUUGAUUUUACACUGUAGAGUGAAUGUUUACACAAGAUUUAGCAUAGCAUCCUAAAUGCACGAGAGUUGUGACAUCAAUGUAACGGUUUUACAGGGUUGUAGAUUGCAAUUAAAUCAAAGGAAACACAGAAAAAUUUUGGUUUUAA
Coffea eugenioides is the source of this 2135-nucleotide messenger RNA. Its product is annotated as cleavage stimulating factor 64. Gene Ontology annotation, biological process: mRNA 3'-end processing. The record is from RefSeq and is a predicted model, not a curated record. Gene Ontology annotation, molecular function: mRNA binding. Gene Ontology annotation, cellular component: mRNA cleavage and polyadenylation specificity factor complex. The transcript is spliced from 10 exons. Lineage: Eukaryota; Viridiplantae; Streptophyta; Magnoliopsida; Gentianales; Rubiaceae. Bases 300 to 1904 code for a protein of 534 amino acids.